Molecule: messenger RNA, 1596 nt
Organism: Wickerhamiella sorbophila
Lineage: Eukaryota; Fungi; Ascomycota; Dipodascomycetes; Dipodascales; Trichomonascaceae
Product: ATP-dependent RNA helicase HAS1
Exons: 1
Coding region: 1-1596 (531 amino acids)
Biological process (GO): maturation of LSU-rRNA from tricistronic rRNA transcript (SSU-rRNA, 5.8S rRNA, LSU-rRNA)
Cellular component (GO): nucleolus
Molecular function (GO): nucleic acid binding; ATP binding; RNA helicase activity
Source: RefSeq, a predicted model, not a curated record
AUGUCCAAAGAGAAGCGAUCCAAGGUCGAUAAAAGACAGCUUUCAGAGAGCGAGUCGGAGGAUUUAAGUGUUGAAGAACUCGAGAGACGUCUUGCUGCCGAAGCAGAAUCCACAUGGGAGUCGUCCGAAUCGGAAGUAGAGGCCCCAAAACCUGCUCUGGCGGUUGGUGAAGAAAUCACCGUCACCGACAAGGCAACCAAGCCGUUCUCGACGCUCAAAUUGAGCGAGAAUACAACGAAGGCUAUUGAAGCUAUGGGUUUCAAGGAAAUGACUGCAGUCCAGGCCCACACUGUUCCUCCUUUGUUGGCAGGAAGAGACGUUCUGGGAGCGGCCAAGACCGGGUCCGGCAAAACGCUGGCGUUUCUGAUCCCGGCUAUUGAGCUUUUGUAUUCCCUCAAAUUCAAGCCCCGCAAUGGUACCGGUGUUAUUGUUGUGUCCCCGACCCGUGAGUUGGCCUUGCAAAUCUUUGGUGUGGCCAAGGAGCUGUUGCAGUUCCACACCCAAACAGUCGGCAUUGUUAUUGGAGGUGCAAAUCGUCGCCAGGAGGCCGAGAAGCUGGUCAAAGGUGUCAACCUGCUUAUUGCGACCCCCGGCCGUUUGCUGGAUCAUUUGCAAAACACCCAGGGCUUUGUCUUCAAGAACUUGAAGGCCUUGGUUAUUGACGAGGCAGAUCGGAUUCUGGAAAUCGGAUUUGAGGAGGAAAUGAAACAAAUUAUUAGGAUCUUGCCUAGCGAGGGCCGCCAGUCCAUGCUUUUCAGUGCAACUCAAACCACCAAGGUCGAGGACUUGGCAAGAAUCUCGCUGCGCAAGGGACCGCUCUAUAUCAACGUUGAUCAGGAAAAAGAUACCUCAACUGCCGAUGGUCUGGAGCAGGGAUACGUUGUUUGCGACAGCGACAAGCGCUUCUUGUUGCUUUUCUCGUUCCUAAAGCGCAACCGUAAUAAGAAAGUCAUUGUCUUUUUGAGUUCUUGUAACAGCGUCAAGUACUAUGGCGAGCUUUUGAACUAUAUUGAUAUGCCUGUGCUUGACCUCCAUGGUAAGCAGAAACAGCAGAAGCGCACAAAUACCUUCUUUGAAUUCUGCAAUGCUAAACAGGGUACUCUUAUUUGCACAGAUGUCGCUGCCCGUGGUCUUGACAUCCCUGCCGUCGACUGGAUCAUCCAGUUCGAUCCUCCUGAUGAUCCUCGCGACUACAUCCACCGCGUAGGUCGUACUGCUCGUGGAUCCAACGGCAAGGGCCGCAGUCUCAUGUUUUUGACCCCCAGUGAGCUUGGCUUUUUGCGUUAUCUCAAAGCGGCCAAGGUCCCCCUUAAUGAGUAUGAAUUCCCCUCUAGUAAGAUUGCAAAUGUUCAGUCUCAGCUUGAAAAGCUCGUGUCAUCAAACUACUGGCUCAACCAGAGUGCUCGCGACGGCUACCGGGCGUACCUUCAGGCCUAUGCCAGCCACCACCUCAAGACAGUCUACCAGAUUGACAAGCUUGAUUUGGUCAAAGUUGCAAAGUCGUUCGGAUUUGCUGUACCUCCCAAAGUCAAUAUUACAAUCGGUGCAAGCGGUAAAGAUAGGAAAAAGCCGACCAAGCGGCCACGAAAGCAUUAG